Messenger RNA from Cotesia congregata, 999 nucleotides. Lineage: Eukaryota; Metazoa; Arthropoda; Insecta; Hymenoptera; Braconidae. The record is from the annotation of a GenBank genome assembly.
AUGGAAACAUUCACCAAAUUGGAAAAAUGUGAGGUGUGUGAUAAGAUUCUAGCAAAAUACACGUGUCCUAAGUGUGAGGUUAGAACAUGCAGUCUGGCAUGUUGUCAAAUACACAAGAGAGAUUUGGAAUGCAAUGGGAUUCGUGAUAAAACUAAAUUUAUUCCUUUACAUAAAUUUACAGAUUUGGAUUUAAUUAGUGAUUAUAGAGUACUUGAAGAACUCGGCAGGACUGUAGAUCAAUUACAAAGAGAUGGAUCUAAGUCAUUCAAAUCUUCCAAUAACUUUUCAGCACGUGAAUGUAAAUUGAAACAAAGAGCCUCACAGAGUGGAGUAAAAUUAGAAUUUUUACCGAAAAAUUUCAGCAGACACCGAGAAAAUACUUCAUAUUUUAAUUGGAAGUCAAAAGAAUUGUUCUGGACAAUAGAGUGGAUUUUUCCUCAAGCUGAAAAUAUUAAGUGGAUUUCUAAAAAGGUUUUAGAAACAACUAGGCUUUCUGAACUUGUGGAAAAUGUCCUGGACCCAUUGAAUUCUUCAGAGAAAGACGAUGAUGAGGCAAAUAAACGAAUACUCAGUGAUAAAUUACAAUUUUAUCGCGGUGCAGGAUUAUCUGGCUUAGAAAUUUUAUUAAAAGCCGAAAAAGUUGAAAAAUCAAGCUCAAGAUUUUAUAAAUUAGAUCCAACGUCUAGCUUACAGAAAAAUUUAUCAAAUAAAAUAAUUAUAGAGUUCCCAACUCUGCAUAUAGUUUUUAAAGAUCAUGUUGAUAUGUAUGAAAUAGUUGACUCAGAUGACGAAGAUGCCAAGGAUUCAAUUGACCAGCCACAAAGUUAUGGUAAUAAACGUAAGAGACAUCAGCAAAAUAACAAAAACAGUGAUAAGCGGCCUGUAAAUUAUUUAUUUCAUCACGAUUCAUCAGACUCAGAAGAAGAGACUAAUAAAAAUAACGACGGAAAUUUUAGUCUAUCUAGUAUUCCUAAUUACUAUGACUUUGUACAAACGUAA